AAUCCUCAAAAAGAAAUGUCCAACCAAAGCACUGUGAGUGAGUUUAUUCUCCUGGGAUUUUCUGAUAUCCGAGAGCUGCAGAUUUUAUACUUUGCGACAUUUUUCAUCAUCUAUCUGACAGCCCUGAUUGGAAAUCUUCUGGUGAUCAUUGUUGUAGCACUCAACCAAUCUCUUCACACUCCAAUGUACUUUUUCCUGAUGAAUCUAUCUACUGUUGACCUUGGUUACAUCUCAGUGACCAUCCCUAAAGUCAUGAAUAAUUCCUUGUGGGCAACUAGACAGAUUUCGUAUGUUGCAUGUGUGACUCAGCUCUUCUUCUUUCUUGUAUUUCUGUCAUCGGAAUUCUUUCUCCUAACAGUCAUGGCCUAUGACCGAUUUGUUGCCAUUUGCAAUCCAUUGCAAUAUGAACAACUCAUGAACAAAGUGUCCUGUGUUCAAAUGACAGCUGCUGUGUGGAUCAUUAGCUUUUGCAAUGCUGUUUUGCACACAACAUGCACAUUUGGAAUCACCUUCUGCUCCAAUGUCAUCAACCAGUUCUUCUGUGAAAUCCCACAGAUUCUCAGGCUCUCUUGCUCUAGCUCUUUUGUUCCAGAAAAAGGAGCUGUCAUUGCUUGUUCACUCCUUGGUGUGGGAUGUUUUGCAUUCAUUGUGAUUUCCUAUCUCCAGAUUUUCAGAGCAGUGCUUAAGAUCCCCUCUGCACAAGGAAGGAAAAAAGCCAUUUCUACUUGCCUUCCCCACCUCAUUGUCCUUUUCUUGUUCUACUUUACUGGAAGUGUUGCUUAUUUGAGACCGAUGUCUAGUUCCUCAUCAGACACUAAUUUAGCAGUUGCUGUAAUGUACUCAAUCAUCCCCCCUUUCAUGAAUCCUAUUAUCUAUAGCAUAAGGAAUAAAGAGAUUAUGUCAGGACUGUGGAGGCUUUUAUAUAAAAAUAAAAUUUUCACCUUCACUUACAAAUGGGGUGUUGGCUUUAUUAAAAAAUAG
This is a messenger RNA of Hemicordylus capensis (graceful crag lizard), 981 nucleotides long. Its product is annotated as olfactory receptor 14I1-like. Gene Ontology annotation, cellular component: membrane. Gene Ontology annotation, molecular function: G protein-coupled receptor activity; olfactory receptor activity. NCBI's taxonomy places the organism in Eukaryota, Metazoa, Chordata, Lepidosauria, Squamata, Cordylidae. The transcript has a single exon. The record is from RefSeq and is a predicted model, not a curated record. Gene Ontology annotation, biological process: G protein-coupled receptor signaling pathway. Bases 16 to 981 code for a protein of 321 amino acids.